This is a messenger RNA of Nelumbo nucifera (sacred lotus), 1539 nucleotides long. RefSeq lists its product as uncharacterized. Gene Ontology annotation, molecular function: ubiquitin binding. The record is from RefSeq and is a predicted model, not a curated record. NCBI's taxonomy places the organism in Eukaryota, Viridiplantae, Streptophyta, Magnoliopsida, Proteales, Nelumbonaceae.
CAAUUUUGGAUUGAGCUACAGUUCAACUUGGAAAAAGAAAGGUGAGAAGGAAGCCCAAGGGCUUAAAUAGGAUAGGAGUCCGUCCCCUCUCUCUCCCUCUCUCCAACCCGACCGAGCCAGCGAAGAAGCAGCAGCGGCUCAGAAACCCUAAUCGGAAUCGUCUCUCCAAGUCUUCUCCAUCGUCGUCGUGGAAUUUAAAGAUUGGGAACAAAAAAUCGGAGCGGGAGGGAACCGUCACCGGCUUUGCAUCUGCAUGGACCAGGGGAGAAGAAUUUAGGGAGGGAGCGAAGGAUUCGCUGCGAGUUCGGAAUAGGAGCAGACUAUAACAACAUGUCUGCCAUAGUGUGCGGCAAGAGAUCUUUCUUUGAAGACCUUCCAACGACAACCCCUGUUUCCUCUAAGAGAAUCCGUUGCUCUUCUUCUACUUCUCCCAUUCGCUUCUCCCCGCCUAGGCCCAUCAACGCCUCCAGCUUCUCUGCUUCCUUGUCGUCUCCCUCGUCUUCUGAUCUCAUUAAUUCCGCUUCUGGGACGGCCUCCACGCCCUUGCUCAAUCAUCUCAGAGCUAUUUUUCCUGACAUGGACGAUCAGCUUCUUGAGAAAGCAUUGGAACAAUGUGGCAAUGAUCUGGAUUCUGCUAUUAGGAGUCUGCAUGAGCUUCGUUUAGAAUCUGGAGAAAGCAAUUUGGGUUCUGCUGAUAAGACUGAUGGAAAUCCAGAAAGUAUUCAGUUACCAACUCUAGCAGGUGCAUUGACCAAUGCUGGGGAUGUAGUAUCAUCUGAGGAGGCACCACCUCCAAAUAACCUUCCAGUGGAUGGCGCUGAAUGGGUGGAACUGUUUGUUAGAGAAAUGAUGAGUGCCUCUAAUGUAGAUGAUGCUCGAGCUCGUGCAUCCAGGGUGCUUGAGGUUCUGGAGAAAAAUAUAUAUGCUCGUGCUGGGGCUGAUGCGGCACAAAACCUUCAGAAGGAAAAUAUGAUGCUGAAGGAACAGGUUGAAGCACUGAUUCGAGAGAACACCAUUCUCAAGCGAGCAGUGGCCAUCCAGCAUGAACGUCAGAAAGAAUAUGAUGAUAGGAGCCAGGAAUUGCAGCAUUUGAAGCAGCUAGUGUCUCAAUACCAAGAGCAGUUAAGAACACUCGAGGUGAAUAAUUAUGCAUUGACAAUGCAUCUUAGGCAGGCUCAGCAAAGCAGUUCCAUUCCUGGGCGUUUCCAUCCUGAUGUAUUUUAACAUGGACAAAUGAUGCAACGGGGAGUUAUUUGUUCUUUGGUGUGGGAAAAGGGUCAGGUGUUAUAUGUUGUAUUCAUCUGAACAGACACUUGGUGCUCUUUUCUAUUUGAUGUGAUGCUGCUCACUUGGCAGCUUUAAGGUGCAACCACGGCCCAGCUUUCGUGUGAUGGGCAGGUCACUCACAAGGUCCAUAUUUUACAUAUAUCCCAUUGGAUUUUACAAGUUUAAUCAACAAAUUCUUUAUAUCAAGAUUUCAACAUUGUUUUUGAAUUUUGGGCUUGAGUAGAUAUAUAGUAAAUAUCCUUGGAUUAGUUA